Messenger RNA from Aspergillus puulaauensis, 1467 nucleotides. RefSeq names its product glycosyltransferase family 31 protein. Bases 1 to 1467 code for a protein of 488 amino acids. The transcript has a single exon. Gene Ontology annotation, cellular component: membrane. Gene Ontology annotation, molecular function: glycosyltransferase activity. The record is from RefSeq and is a predicted model, not a curated record. NCBI's taxonomy places the organism in Eukaryota, Fungi, Ascomycota, Eurotiomycetes, Eurotiales, Aspergillaceae.
AUGUCCCCCGCGAGGGCAUCGUUCCCUCGGCCACUCCGAUUACUAUCUCAAGCGUUGCUUAUUGGUGGGUUAGUUUUUAUUGCAUGCCAAUCAGUCCUUCAUAUUCACACUCGGUUAAACGAGCCGCCGCCGAAAACACUUCGCCCUGGUCCGUUGUACAAGUUGGACCAAGCUCAACAAGGAAAUGGAGUCGAACAAAACGGAGACCUUUCUGCACCGGUUUGCCGGACAUUCCCCGCUGCUGCCUUCGCAGAAGAUGAGAUCCAAGUGGUUUUGAAAAUCGGGGCAGCCGAGACCGACAGGGUGAUGACCUCGCACGUCAACGGUUCAACGUCAUGUAUACCGAACCUUUUAGUGGUAUCCGAUAUAAGCCAGACGCUUGGCCCAUUCUAUGCCCACGACGUGCUGGCGGAUGUCAUCCACAUUCUAUCGGAGGGGGACCGACAGAUUUACCAGCAUCAGCGAGAAUCUUAUUACUAUUGGAACACGGGACUGCAGCCUAAUCAGGCGGCGCGGAACCUGGACCGAUAUAAGUUCCUCGCCAUGGUUGAAUAUGCCUAUGCCCAGAACCCGAAUGCGAAGUGGUAUGUGUUUACGGAGACGGACACAACGGUGCUUUGGGAAAACAUGGUACAACUUCUGGAACGCUUCGACUGGGCUGAUCCUGUAUAUAUUGGAUCACCCAGCCCGGGCAGACGGUGGGAAUCACAUUUUGGGUCACGGCCUACAUUUUUUGUCUACGGUGGAUCUGGAAUAGUACUCUCUGUCACUGCGAUAGAGAAGCUACUGCAGGGAAGUCGGGGGGGAAGCGGUGCUGGCGAUUUCACAUCCCGACUUUUGAUCAAUAAGUACCAGGACCUAGUCCGAGAUGACUGCUGCGGAGAUUCAGUCCUGGGCUAUGUUUCGUUUCAGGAAGGCGUCAAGAUACAAGGGCAGUGGCCAAUGUUCAACCCCCACCCCCUGCAUAAAACACCUUUAAGUAAAGCUUAUUGGUGUCAGCCCGCCAUCAGCUUCCAUAAGAGCGACUAUAUCGCCGCGAGAGAACUCUGGGACUGGGAACAAAAGUGGUGUCAGGAAAGAGGGCCAGAACAGCAGCAGCGCCCGAUCUUAUACCGCGAUCUCGUCGAUUUCUUCGAUUUUGCAUCUACCCCCGUCCGUAAUGACUGGAAUAACGUCGAAUUGGAUGCCUUUGAUGCACCCACAGAAGAAGCCCACGAAUCGUUCGACUCCUGCAAAGAAGCAUGCCAAAAGCACCCGGAGUGCUUCCAAUUCACCCACUACCGGAAGCGGUGCCGUAUGUCGAUUAUCAUCAACUUUGGAGUUCCUGCGCCGCCAAGCAAGUCCGACAUGGCUGAAGGUGUGCAUUCAGUAGCAGGCUGGGAUGUGAACAAGAUCCAGAAGUUCAAAACCGAUCAUGACUGUAAUGAGGUGGAAUGGCCGGAGCCAAGCAUAGAGCGGAUAUACUAA